CAAAAACAACACCGGCCAUUUUGGAGGAAAAACAAAGUUGCCAUAUGUUAAAUAGUAAUUUCUACUACUCUAUUAUGUAAAUUAUAACAAAAAAUGUCACCGUUCAGUUUUAAAUUAAAACAAAUUAAUUUCAUUUAAAAAAAGUUUUCACAUUGUAAUUAACAAUAUUCUCAAAUAUAUUUUAAUUAAGAAAAAAAUGAAAAUAUGAAGGAAACAGGAGCAGCGACAUCUAGAGCGUUUUAGGGUAGUUAAAAAGUAUUUGAAUUUAUUCACCGAUGUCGCUGUUUGGAAGCAAGUUUCACUUCGAUGACCGUUGUAUGGAAGUUUCCGCACCCUGACCCCAACCUCUAGACGGGUGGCACUUUCUGAUCGCUUUCAUCGUGAUCCGAUAGUAAAACGAUGCUAGUACGAUCUUAAUUCGAUUAAUUUCACGGCUUGUUGCAUCUCUAGAUCAAAAGUCAAAAAUUGGACAAAUGUCUUGUUUGUGGUCUCAAUGAAAUCUAUGUUUUGCGGAGUACACAAUUUGCUUCAAUGUAAUGAAUUUGUGAGUUGCCACUAAUUUUAUUUUACUGGUGGAAUAUUUGUGAGAACUGCAAUUUACGCGACUUAAGUGCGUGGCACUAGAAGAAAUUGAAAGUUGGAAAACGGAUUCACUCUCAACCGGUUGUCUCAAUCGUCCGUGUUUGGUCUACGAUGUGUUUGAGCGCUGAUGUGAUUGCAUUCUCGGGCUAAGCAAGCUCCAAGGAUUUCCAACAUCAUGGACGAGGAUGGCGACGAUAAAGAUGACUCCAAAAGGAGGACUAGAAAUCUUAGCGAGAAGAAGAGACGCGAUCAGUUCAACAUGCUGGUCAACGAGCUCAGCACAAUGGUGUCCACAAACAAUAGGAAGAUGGACAAGUCCACUGUCUUAAAAUCUACCAUAUCAUUCCUGAAAAAUCAUAAUGAAAUCACUGUAAGGUCACGAGCACAUGACGUCCAGGAGGACUGGAAACCAGCAUUUCUGUCCAACGAGGAGUUUACUUACUUGAUCCUGGAGGCACUUGAAGGAUUCAUGAUGGUGUUCUCGGCGUCAGGAUGUAUUUACUACGCAUCAGAAAGCAUCACUUCUUUGCUUGGUCAUAAUCCGUCUGACCUUGUAAAUAAAAGUAUAUUUGAUUUGGCGUAUGAAGAAGACAGAGCGGGUCUAUACAACCUCCUUCAGAAUCCAGGCGCCGCCAUAGACCCCUUGCACCCUGGACCGAAAGAUGAAAUUAGGUUCCAGUGCCAUUUGCGGAGAGGCAGCCUGGACUUUAGAGAUGACACCAUGUACGAAUUGGUGCAAUUCAAUGGUCACUUCCGAACAAACAUGGAACUGAUGGAAAACGAUGAAAUGAACUUUCAACCAGACCAUGAGUCAAGGUUGCUAUUCGUGUGCACAGGACGCCUCAACACGCCGCAACUGAUCCGUGACGUGUCGCUGGUGGACUCGAAUCGCAGCGAGUUCACCUCCCGCCACAGCCUCGAGUGGAAAUUUCUUUUUCUCGACCACCGCGCACCCCCCAUCAUAGGAUACCUCCCCUUCGAAGUACUCGGAACUUCUGGUUAUGACUACUACCACUUCGACGACUUGGAGAAAGUCGUAACGUGUCAUGAGGCGUUGAUGCAAAAAGGAGAGCUGACAUCGUGCUACUAUCGAUUCCUGACCAAAGGCCAGCAGUGGAUUUGGCUGCAGACGCGUUUCUACAUCACCUACCACCAGUGGAACUCUAAGCCUGAGUUCGUCGUGUGUACCCACCGCGUAGUUAGCUGCACAGACAUAGCUAAGAGCAUGAAGCAGGAAGGCGCCGAGGCGGACACCGUAAGCGAGGCGGAGAUGAACCGCGGCGUCAUGAUAGAGGCGCCCGCCGAGGAGGCCGCGGCCGCCAUGUCGCCGCCCUACAUGAACGAGGGCGGGGACAACUUCCCCAACACGUCCUACCAGCCCUUGUCGCAGGUCAGUCCCGCCUCAGUGAAGUCGGCCUCGGCGGGCAGCACGUCGGGCACCGUAGCCACGUGCACCACGGCCACGGCGGGCGCGUCGUGGGCGCGCACCACGCACGCGCGCUACACCACCGGCGGCUCCGACACCGCCUCGCUGUCCGGCGAGUCGCGCUCCUCGCAGCGGAACAACCAGCGUGAGCCACAGAUGGUGUUGCAGGUGGUGGAGCCGACCCUGGUGCCGCAGCACGGCAUAGGCGCGCAGUACCUCGAUCCGUCGCCAUACGUGGGCGUGGCCAGCGCGGUGGGCGUGGCCGGAGCGGUGGGCGUGCCCGGCGUUAUGCCGCUGCCGUUGCCGCCGCUGCCGGUCAUCGUGUCGCAGGAUCAGGCGCAGAUGCAGUUGCAACGCAAGCACGAGGAGCUGCAGCAGAUGAUCGUGAGGCAGCAGGAGGAGCUGCGCCAGGUCAAGGAACAGCUGCUGCUGGCCAGGCUGGGGAUACUGCAGCCGCUUAUAAACGUGCCACAAGCAUACGUCAGCUCGGAAGAAAUGCAGCAGCGUCUCCCAGCACAAAUGGCGUACGAGACGAACCAGGCCCUCGCGCUGGAGUUCCCGCAGCAGCUGCAGCAGCAGCAGCCGCAGCAGCAGCAGCAACAGCAGCAGCAGCAUCAGCAGCAGCAACAGCAGCAGCAGCAGCAGCAGCAACAGCAGCAGCAGCAGCAGCAGCAGCAGCAGCAGCAGAUGCAGCAACAACAGAUGCAACACCAGCAGCUCCCGCCGCACAGCGGUGGGCGUCACCCUCACAUGCAACAGUAAAGCUCCGACUGUUAUUACACAGGCAAUUUGUUAAAGUUGCAUUUUAUGUACAUCUUACACUUGUUUCCUGACCUUUAUUAAGCUGAGCUUAAGCUUGUUAUGCGAGUUGAAAUUUUUCAUCGUUUUUGGACCAUAAACAACGCAAUGAAGUUUUAAAUAAAAAAAAUAUAAUGAAACUAUCAGUUUCGAUACGGCUCAUCUACAAUAUUACAUGAUUAUUUUUCUCUUUUCUUCCUAUAGGACUUGAAGUACACUCAACAUCAAAUAAAUCGCACCUUCCGCGACGCGAACUUUAAAGAUUUUCUUCUGACACAAUCAUGGUGCCCCAACAAUAUUGGUGUUAUUUGAAAGCCCAAUAAAUAUCCUUAAAGAAAAACACAUUUAAUUUCUUAAUAAAUGAUUAACAUAUACCAUAAAUGUGACUUGAAAAAAAACCUCACUUUGGGCUCACCUCUGGGAUCAAUUAGACCAAUUUUUAUGGUUAUAAAACCAAAUAAUGAUCCCACGUGUCCUCUUUGGAUGGAUUAAUCCCAAAUUAACAGUUUUAUUGCCAUAAAAAUUGGCUCAAGCGUAACUACCUAUUUUUUGAAGAAGUGACUCUGGAUCCUUCUAAAGACACAUUUUUGAGGUAAAAACCUUUUCUUUAAUGAAAUGAAGUUUAGAACUAGGCUUUUAAAUGGUGCCAAUAUUGGUGGGAAGUCGGGAUGCAUACUUUUGAAAGUGCUUGUCGCGGGAGGUGCGAUUUAUUUGAUGUCGAGUGUAGUAUUCGAUUUUUGGCCACAUCAUACUUGCGGCAAUUGCACAGGUAAGCCUUGUUUUUUUACAUACCGCAGCUUACGCGCACCCUUAUUGCUCGAAGUAUUGAUACUAUUUGAUACCAACAACGUCGAGUUUUUAAUUCAAAGUGAAAUAUUGCAAGAUAACAUAAUCUUUGUAUCUCAAUCGUAUCUCUUUUCUUAGCGAAGGGAAUCGGGGGUCUACCAUUAGGAAAACAAAUGAAGCUGACUGUAGUUAAUUAAUGCCAAUAUAGCGAAUUUAUGAGCCCGCACAUUAAUGUUUAAAAAUAGAAAAAAAGUGUUAUUCUCAACAUCAAAAAUGUUGCUGGAUCCAUUUUGUUAAAGUUGUCACGUAACGAACUACUAUUAACCGUUGCAUUACUAUGGGAACCGCAUGCGUUCGUCCAGCGCUCAGCUAACGAUUCUGGUCGCAGUGGCAAUGGAGAAGUUUGAUGUUAAAAAACAUUAUAUUUCACUGAAUGAGAUUAAAAUAUAGACCAAAACUAAAAAGACGGUGAAGUUUUUUUUAAAUCCAUCAAGAAAUUACUGAAAAAUGUAUUAUUUAAAUUACCGUGGUGCCGUGGAUUCACGCCACCCGUUCUAGUUUCAACCACAAUGCUUACCACCCUGGCGCAUUGUCGAGAAUGACACUAUAAUGUCAAAGUCUUCUUCUUCUUUUUGUAUAUGGCCAGGUCCGGGAUAUGUCAAAAAAAGGUUACAAAAUUUUACUAAUAAAGAAUCUUGAGUGACCCUGGCUGAAAAAUUAAAAACUCCUAGAUUUAAAAAAAAUGCAUCUGUAACAGCACUGGACCAGGGGUGAUUCACUGUUUGUACUCCAAAUGAGUGCCGUGACGUCACCGAUCAAAUGGCGCGAAAUAUUUGUUAUGCGCAACUUUGGGGCCCUGUAACUUGUAAAGAUUCCUUCACAAUUAUUUUUGGUUUUACUUAUAUUUUCAAGUUUUAUGAAUAGAAAAAAAUUGGAAACUUCUCCAUCUACUAGUACAAGUAGUGCAGUGGUUAAUGGUAGUUUAAUAUGAUUAGCGCUAACACAUACUAUCCUUGCUUGUAAUGCGCCUUCAUGAUAUGACUACAGUAAUUACCCUUUCAUUUAUAUUAGUGAUAAACGGGUAAUAUUAUCCAUUUAUUAAUGAUAAUUAAAAUAAUUCUUUGAAAACCAAAGCACUGAUGUUGUGAAUUUGGAUAUUAUAAGUAAUCCAAGCACAUUUAAAUGUUUUGAAGCUUUCGUAUUUAAUCUUGUAAUUAUAAAUGUUUUUAAGAAUAAAUGUAAUAUAGAAGUAUUUAAGCAGUCCUCUUAUUGGUGACUACGUACAGUCGACGUCAAAUAGUUAGUGACACAAAAGUAGCCAAAAAGUUAGCAACACGUCUUUGUUAUAAUUGGAAUAAGAUUGGGUUGUCAACUUUUUGGCCACUGAGUGUCACGGACUAUUUGACGCUGGCUGUACAUACAAGGUGUAAGGGACAGGUUGACAAAGACUUGCAGUGAUUGUAGAACAUACUUAAACCAAUAGUGUGUGCCGCGGAAAAUGUAGAUUUUCUCACUUUGGUAGUGAUCUGAGUUCACUGUUUGAGUGUUUCCCAAUCUAUCCAUUACACUGAGUAUUUAAUCAUAAAUCAUGUAGAACAGAUAUUUAUUAAGUUGGAAUGAGCAAUGGCUACUUUUUAUUUAAGGCUGUGUAAUUUCGUAACUUUACGGUUGACUGCUGAAUGUGAAUGUUUUAAAUACAUUUUACGUGUACAGGCAGCAUCACUAUUUAGGGUCAGCAUAGUAAAUAGGCAAACUAAUGUAGCUGAAUAACGAAAGGAAAAUAUUUAUUUACGUGCUAAGACGCUACUUGGCUAAGUAAAUUUGUGCCAAAUACGGUGUCAAAUUUGGAUAAGAUGAUCAGGUAUAGUUCGUUUCAUCCACGAAGAUGCGCGGUGUCGAGGGAUGCGGGGAGUUUGAUCCGACCAAUCCGAGCAGCGUUGCUAUUGGAUAGUUGUGAGUGCGUGCGCAAACUAUAAUGACGACGCUCGGAUUGGUCGGAUCAUGCUCGAAUCGGAACUAUAAUAUUCGAGAGUAGUCUUGUAGUUGUAUGGCCAUGGGAUGACGAAAGACUCCUGUCUAGCAAUAUUGAGAAUGUAUUCUAUUACACCUGCAAACAGUGAUGCGGUUUGUUCCUCUUUUUUAUCUUUGCCGUUUUAUUAUAAAUAUGUCUUAGUUUAAUUUAUAAGCCUAAAUGUCUAUAGGUACUGGUCAUGAGCCAUCUUUGUCUCGGUGCCACGCGAGUCGUUUAAUUACAUUUACGUAUACUGGGUGGAAACGAUAAGUGAUCUCACUCGAUUAUUUCUAAAGUAUACAAGAUAUCGAAAACUGGUUAUUGAUCCUGAAAGUGCUUCACGCGAUCUUUCAAAAAGUAUCAAUAAUAGGUUACAUAAUAUUAAACUGGAUCUAUCUGAAAAUUCAAUGUUUCCAGCAUCCAUACAUUUGGUAAAGCCGUAUAAUAUUACAAACUACUCAUGAUAUCGUAAAACUGGUUACUGAUUUUAAAAGUGCUUCACAAGCUCUAUCCAAUGGUACCAAUAAUAUGUUAUAGAAUAAACUGGAUCUAUCCAAAAAUGUAAUGUUUCCUUCUUCCAUACAUUUAGUACUAACUAAAACCAAUGUUUUCCAUAAAUAAUUUUAAAUGAGAAUGCAAUUAACAAGUUUAUAAGAGUUUAUUAUUUAAUAAUAAAAAAUACACUUCUAAUAUUAUGUGGUUGGCAUACAUUUAGUAUGGAAGCUGGAAACAUUGAAUUUUCAGAUAGAUCCGGUUUAUUCUGUAACCUACUAUUGGUACCAUUUGAAAGAGCUCUUGAAGCACUUUCAGGAUCAGUAACCAGUUUUUCGGUAUCGUGUAUAGUUUAGAAAUAAUCGAGUGAGAUCACUUAUCGUUUUCACUCUGUAGAUUCGAAUUAUUUAAGUGCCAUCGAUUUUUUGGACAUAUUUUAAUUGUAUAAUUUUCAUUAUUAUAACAUAAAUUUGAUCUCGCUAUUAAAAACCCAAAUGUUUUACGCACAUAAGUAUAUUGGAUAGACAACGCAAGCAGUUAAUUCUACUUUAAAUACAGGUGUAUAUUUUAUCCUAAUCUCCAUACAAUCGAGAUCACCUAAAACUGUUUACAUUCAUCAACGUAACCUCUUUUUAGUAGUCAUUUAAUUAACAUUAUGUAAAGAUACCCCGUGGUCAGCAACUUUGGUGGCAGUUGCAGUUUGAAAAAGUAUACAUAAUAAUAAUAACGAUUUAAAUAAAUACAUAAAUCGGUUCUUAGCGAAUAUUUAGCCGUUUUGCGUAUUAUUUGUUUUCUUUUAAUAAAUAUUAACGAACUUGCGUUGACUUCUUAAUAUGCCAGUGUUCGUAAGAAAUUAUUUUCAUAUGAAUAGGCGUGACGACAGUAUAAAAAAUCGUCGAUUUAAUGACUUAGGGAUUUACAUAAAAAAAAUAAAAUUGAAAGACUAGUUCAGUUUUAUUGAAAAUAUUAGCUUUCCGCCCGCGGCUUCGCCCGGGGUUUUCCCGGAAAUUAUUCAAUUUUUCUCGCCGUAAAACUAUCCUUGGAUUUCAAAGAACAUUUAAAAAAAAUUGGUAAAAUUGGUCCAGGCGUUGUUGAGUUAUGGGCUUACCAACACAUUUUGCGAUUCAUUUUUAUAUUAUAGAUUAAGAUUAAUUAGAUUUUCAAUAAAAUAAAACAUUAAAAUGCUGCAAUCGGCCAUUUUUACUGAAAGUCGAUUUUAAUUGACACUCCGCUGUCGAUACUGUCAUUGUUUUGAAUCACAUUACAAAUACUCUACU
Messenger RNA from Ostrinia nubilalis (European corn borer), 7372 nucleotides. RefSeq names its product circadian locomoter output cycles protein kaput (gene Clk). Bases 758 to 2770 code for a protein of 670 amino acids. The record is from RefSeq and is a predicted model, not a curated record. Lineage: Eukaryota; Metazoa; Arthropoda; Insecta; Lepidoptera; Crambidae. Gene Ontology annotation, molecular function: RNA polymerase II cis-regulatory region sequence-specific DNA binding; protein dimerization activity; DNA-binding transcription factor activity, RNA polymerase II-specific. Gene Ontology annotation, cellular component: cytoplasm; CLOCK-BMAL transcription complex; nucleus. Gene Ontology annotation, biological process: regulation of transcription by RNA polymerase II; circadian regulation of gene expression. The transcript is spliced from 14 exons.